Molecule: messenger RNA, 2260 nt
Organism: Prinia subflava (tawny-flanked prinia)
Lineage: Eukaryota; Metazoa; Chordata; Aves; Passeriformes; Cisticolidae
Gene: SLC27A3
Product: solute carrier family 27 member 3
Exons: 13
Coding region: 1-1899 (632 amino acids)
Cellular component (GO): endoplasmic reticulum
Molecular function (GO): long-chain fatty acid transmembrane transporter activity; long-chain fatty acid-CoA ligase activity
Source: RefSeq, a predicted model, not a curated record
AUGGCAAAACCCCCCCGGGACGGGCGGAAAGGGGGACCCCGGGGGGCUCUGGGGGUCCUGGGGGGGCUCCUGGGGGCUCUGGGGGCGCUGCUGGCGCUGCAGCGGCGGCUGUGGCCGCACCUCUGGGCCGACCUGGCGUUCGCGCUGCGGGCGCUGCGGGCGCGGCGGCGGGCGCGGGGCGGCCCCGGGGGCUCCGUGGCCUCCCGGUUCCUGCGCGCCGCCCGCGCCGCCCCGGAGCGCCCGUUCCUGCGGGCCCGGGCGGGCGCGGAGCCGCUGGGGCGGGCGGCGCGGAGCGUGGCGCGGGUGGCGAACGCGCUGCGGGCGCUGCGGGCCCCGCCGCGGCCCGGGGACACCGUGGGGCUGCUGGUGGGCAACGAGCCCCGCUUCGUGUGGGGCUGGUUCGGGCUGGCCGCGCUCGGGGCCCGCCCCGCGUUCCUGGGCACGGCGCUGCGCCCCGCGGGGCUCCGGCACUGCCUGCGCGGCUGCGGGGCCCGGGCGCUGCUGGUGGCGGACGACCUGUUCGGGUCGGUGGAGCCGCUCCUGCCCAGCCUGCGGGAGGACGGGGUGGCCGUGUGGGUGCUGGGAGCGGGGCCGUACCCGCCGGGCGUGGUGGCGCUGCAGGAGCUGCUGGACGCGGCCUCCGAGGAGCUGGAGCCCGAGGACGUGUGGGAGCCCGAGGACAUGAACGACACCUGCCUCUACAUCUUCACCUCGGGCACCACCGGCCUCCCCAAAGCCGCCCGCGUGUCCCACCUCAAGGCCGUCAUGUGCCUGAGCUUCUACGAGCUGGUGGGAGCCUCCAGCCGGGACGUCGUGUACCUGGCGCUGCCCCUCUACCACAUGGCCGGGUCCCUGCUGGGCAUCGUGGGCUGCCUCGGCAUCGGGGCCACGUGUGUGCUGAAGGAGAAGUUCUCAGCCAGCCAGUUCUGGGACGACUGCCGCGCCGAGGGCGUCACCGUCUUCCAGUACAUCGGGGAGCUGUGCCGGUACCUGGUGAACCAGCCCCAGCGCCCCGGGGAGCGGCAGCACGGGCUGAGGCUGGCGGUGGGCAGCGGCCUCCGCCCCGACGUGUGGCGGAGCUUCCAGCAGCGCUUCGGGCCCGUGCGCAUCGUGGAGACCUACGGGAUGAGCGAGGGCAACGUCACCCUCUUCAACUACACCGGCACCCCGGGCGCCGUGGGGCGCUGCAGCUUCAUCUACAAGCUCUUCUCGCCCUUCGAGGUCGUUCGUUACGACGUCGCGGCCGGAGCACCGGAGCGGGACCGGGCCGGACGCUGCAUCCGCGCCCGCACGGGUGAGACGGGGCUGCUGAUCGCGCCGGUGACGCCCCGGACGCCGUUCCUGGGCUACGCCGGCAGCCGGGAGCUGUCGGAGCAGAAGCUGCUCCGCGGGGUCUUCGCCGAGGGGGACGAGUUCUUCAACACCGGGGACCUGGUGGAGCAGGACGCCGAGCAGUUCGUGCGAUUCCGGGACCGCAUCGGGGACACCUUCAGGUGGAAAGGCGAGAACGUGGCCACCACGGAAGUGGCCGAGGCGCUGCUGGCCCACGAGUCCCUGCAGGAAGCCACCGUUUACGGCGUCACCGUCCCAGGCCACGAGGGCCGCGCCGGGAUGGCCGCGCUGGUUCUGCGGCCCGGCCGCUCCCUGGACGGCCCCGGCCUCUACCGGCACCUGGAGCUGCUGCUGCCGCCGUACGCGCGGCCGCGCUUCCUCCGCCUGCAGGAGCGGCUGGAGAUGACCGAGACGUUCAAGCAGCAGAAGCUGCGGCUGGCGCGGGACGGCUGCGACCCCGCGCUGGUGGCGGCGCCGCUCUUCGUGCUGGACGAGGCCGCCCGAGCCUUCGUCCCGCUGGACCGCGAGCGCUGGGAGCGGCUCCGGGACGGGCGGAUCCGCAUCUGAGCGGGCCCGGGGCGUCCGUCCCGGGGGUCCCCGAGUCCAUCCUGUCCCCUCCGUGUCCCCCCAAGUGCCCCCCACGUCCAUCCCUGUCCCCUCCCCUGUCCCCUCCCCCUGUCCCCUCCCCUGUCCCCUCCCAGCCGCCGGUGCCUCCCCCCCUCCGGGGGCUCUUUGUACACAAAAUUUCCCCAUUUUGGGGUCGUUUUUUGGCAAAUAAAACUCUUUUGUAGCAAAUCUGGUCCCUGUCACCCCCAAAUCGGGGGUGGGGACACCGAAGCCGCUGUCCCCGUGUCCUGCAGGGUUUGGGGGGGAAUUUGGGGUCCCCUCCUAAUCUGCCACCCUCUCCUUAUUAAAUAAUUAUUACCAA